Messenger RNA from Echinococcus granulosus, 1014 nucleotides. Its product is annotated as Solute carrier family 10 member. Bases 1 to 1014 code for a protein of 337 amino acids. Gene Ontology annotation, cellular component: membrane. The transcript is spliced from 3 exons. Lineage: Eukaryota; Metazoa; Platyhelminthes; Cestoda; Cyclophyllidea; Taeniidae. The record is from RefSeq and is a predicted model, not a curated record.
AUGCACUUCCUCGGCUUCCUCUUCCUCCAUCUUCUUAACCAAGUUUCAGCAUUUUCCAACAUCACGGUUAAAGAAUCCAUUGGGGGUCUAAUAACCGAUCCCUGGGUAUUGGAUGAUCGAAAACGGAUCGACGCAGAAACUGUCGAUCAAGUGACUCCCAUCAUUAUUGUUACCACAACUGCUGCCACUUAUGAUCUCAGUCUCGCCUGUCUUAAAGGCAACCUCACCUUCUCGCAGAAUAGCAUUACACCCCACCUCCUCGUGUGUAACUUCACUGGGCACACAGAUAUCCCCCUCUCCAUCUCUUUUGACACCGACAUCAGUGAGGUGGCAACUCUCCUGCCACCCUUCUGGAUGUACCUCUCACCCGGCUCCGUUGACAUGACUCUCAACUUCACUAUUUGUCUACAUCGAAUGGGUAGUGUCUACUUGAAGGUUUGGAUGAGAGAGGCAAAACCAGGGGGUAGAGAAGGAGUGCUCUUCUCCUUUGAUCCCUCCAAUGACACCUCAGUGAAGCAGUACACAUCGUGGCUAGUUAACGGAAGUCGAGUGUAUGAGGCAGGCGGUGGAGCAGCAAUGGGUCUUCACCUAAAAAUUCUACGCUCUAGAGGCAUUAUGGAAACCAUCUUUCGAGCUAUUGUCGCUGUCAUGGUGUGUGCCCUUACACUAGUCAUGGGAUGUGAGUUAGAUGUCAUGCUGAUUUGGAAGCACUUCAAGAAACCUGUGGCACCAAUUAUCGGCUUUAUUUGUCAAUAUGGAUUGAUGCCUUUGAUAGCUUUCGGCGUGGCCAUGGUAGUGCCCAUCAAAUCGGAGUUCGGCUUCGGUCUCCUCACCACUGGUUGCUGUCCAGGUGGAGGUGGGUCGAAUAUCUGGACACUGUUGCUGCAUGGUGACCUCAAUCUGAGCAUGACCAUGACCUUCAUCAGCUCCAUCACUGCAUUGGAAGCUUCGGAAGACGACAUUAAACUUGCCUGCAGCUAUGUUGCUUGGGCAGAAGCAGUCAUAUCACGAUAA